AUGGUUAGUAGGUGUAGCAGCGCCGGCGUCGCGGAGAUAACGAGGUACUUUAUAUGCGGCUGGUGCGAGCGCGCGCGUCAGUCCACGUUUGUCACUUCGUCCGCCGCCAUGCCGGCUUGUGCGAUAGAGUACACCCGCCUCGCGCGUUCAAAUUCUGAACUAGUGUUUUCGCCGCGGGUUAAGCGAUGUUCUCACCAGCCGCAGCCCUUUACUGCCCUACGACGCUCAUUCUCUUCGACCUUCUCAUUAAUACCAGAAGAACGCGCCGUCUCACCGGAGAGACCGCCACCGCUCCCACGUAUCAUACGUAUCCUCACGUGGGGACCCAGACUGUGUCUCCGACCGCUGUUGGCGCUGCUCAGCUUCAUAUUGCAUCCGGCGUGGAAACAGAUUUUAGUGGUGCUACCGACGCUGUGGAUUGCCGCUUCUCUGUUUAUAUUUUGGAAGUGUAUCCAGUGUCCACUUGGAAUACUAAAAAUGGUCGGUUCCGCUCUCAGCUCGAAGAAUCCCAAUAAACCUCGCACUGUUCUCAUCAGUGGAGGAAGUUCAGUGCAAGCAUUGCAUUUAGCUAGAAACUUUCACUCUGCCGGGGCCAGGGUGGUCGCUUUUGAGGUAGAAGGACAUUUCGCAUUAUUGAAGUACUCUGCAGCAGUCAAUAGAUUUUAUACGGUGCCGAGACCGAACCCUGCCGAUCCUCUCGCGUACGCGAGGGCGUUAAAAGAGAUCGUCGAUAGAGAGUCUGUGGUGUUUUACGUACCUGUUAGUUCUACGACGCCGGCUUAUUAUGACGCACUGGCGAAGCCGCACCUAGAGGUCAUCGGUUGCCAGUGCUUCGUGCCAUGCGCUCGCGACGUGGUCACUCUAGAUGAUCCUUUAGAGUUGAUACGCGUUUGUCGUGCUGCUGGACUGGCAACUCCACAGUUCCAAGUGGUAACUAGUGAAGAUGAUGUUCGAUUAUGGUACGAAAGCGGUGCGGCGAAAGAAGGUCGAUAUUGUAUUGCAAGUGCUGGAGCUCGAGGUGCAAGAGAUCGGGUGCGGUUUGUGAUGCCUGAUGAUAAGAGUGUUUUCAGAUUUCCAAGAGAAAUAAGUGCUGAAAAACCCUGGGUUAUAGUCAAAGAACCAAAAGGAGAAAAGAUAGUGACUUGUACUACAUUGAAGGAGUCACGUGCAGUCAACAAUGUGAGUUGUCGGGUGGACACCGUACGGAAAGGUUUAGUACCACAAAAAGACGAAGAAGCCGAUGCCUGGGUACAACGAUUCGUCUCUCACCUAGUACCGGCCAGACCCAUGACCGGCCAUGUAUCUUUCAGGCUCGUUCGAGAGGAAUGCACUACGAAUGGUCAUGGCAACAGAUUGGUAGCGAUCGGAGCUCGCGUUGGAGUUUCUUUACCAUACUUAUGCCAAAGUCCAACGCGCUGUGGCCAUACUGCGGCAGUGGGAAAACUAUUGGACACCGUUUUGGAUACACGAGAGGCGUUAUUUGCUUUUUGGGAUCCUCUACCUUAUUGCGCUUACUACCAGUCGCGUUUACCGGAUGAGAGGCGAGCGCUGCCGCCGGAACCGUGCAAAACGCCACCUAACGUGCCUCUUUGA
Molecule: messenger RNA, 1593 nt
Organism: Diatraea saccharalis (sugarcane borer)
Lineage: Eukaryota; Metazoa; Arthropoda; Insecta; Lepidoptera; Crambidae
Source: the annotation of a GenBank genome assembly